AAAGAUCAUUGGUUCACGCCUCCCCUGAGACGUGCUGGGCCAUUUAUCACAAGGGAGGAACCAGUUAAUAUCCCUAGUCUUAGAGAACCCUCGCAGGGUACAAAAGAGUUUGCCAAACGAAAACGGAAAAAGAGCUUGGAGUACACAACGGUAGAGAUCAAAAGAGGGCCUAGCGAUGAGUUAGGGUUCAAGAUUGAAGGAGGACUUGAUUCCCCUAUCAUUCCUGGGGAUCCAGGAAUAUUUGUCCAACACGUCGUCCCAAAAGGACCAGCCUAUGCUAAGCUUUACCCUGGUGAUAGAAUAUUGGCGGUCAAUGACGUAAAUGUUUCUCACGUGACACGAAGGGAAGCCAAAGAGAUAAUCAGUAACACAACAGGACCGGUCAUUGCGAUUUACGUCAAAAGAGCAACUCGGCGACAGCAAACGAUUCAAAGUAUCCUAUCUGGAGUAAAAGCCAAAGAUAGCUUUUUUACUAAGGAACARCUAGAAGAACUGGAUGAUGCAUUUUCAGUGUUUAGUAAAGACACAUCGGGAUUCGUUAAAAUUAGYAAGAUAUUCAACCUUAUUCGGUCGCUUGGUCAUAAUCCUGCUGAGCACGUGGUCUGGGUCUACCUCAACGAACUCGGUUUGACAGCUAAUUCCAAGUUGUCUUUUUACGAUUUUGUGGAGUUAAUGACUGUUAUAGUAUCGGAACAAAACAGAGAGAAUGAGUUAUCAGCAGCAUCUAACGUGUUUGAUACAGAAGAAAGAGGGUUUGUGACUGUGAUGGAACUAAAAGAAGCAUUUGAAAGAAUGCCCGGAAGAGAAAGCAUGUUGGAUUCAGAAUUGAAGGAAAUUAUGACAAAUGCAGAUCCCUCCAAGAAAGGAAUUAUACGAUUAAGAGAUUUUGAGACUCUUCUUCAGCCGUCAAUAACAUUAUAUUAACCAUUGUGCGAAUAGGAAUUGUCAAUUAGGAAAUAAGAAAAUACCAGACAACGCAAGUCAACGCUGGACGUGAUUGAGAAAAAUAUUUAUUACGAGCGCCCGCCUGUAAGAUAAGGAGAACCAAUCGCUGGACGAGUGCGGGCAUGUAGAGGUAGCAACAAUAAUCUUCUAUCAACGUUGUAAAGAGGCAUACCCACACCGAUGACUGCUAGAGGCAACACCUGGAAAACAAUGCGAAACAUAGCUAAUUGCGUUCAGCAUAAACGCUAUCUAUUACAAGAUAUAUAUAAUAUAAAUAUACGCCAUAUAUUAAAAAAUUAAAAGCGAAGAAUUAAAAAAAUCUUUUGAUGGUUUAUAAACGUCCAUUUUGGAUGCCCUUGAUUUUAUACAAUGAACUUUAUAUGAAAUCUUAGUAUUUUAAGAAUGAUUUAUAAUUAURAAAUCGUAAUAAAUGUCUAAUAAAAUAUUUUUCAACGUA
Molecule: messenger RNA, 1402 nt
Organism: Actinia tenebrosa (Australian red waratah sea anemone)
Lineage: Eukaryota; Metazoa; Cnidaria; Anthozoa; Actiniaria; Actiniidae
Cellular component (GO): myosin II complex
Molecular function (GO): protein binding; calcium ion binding
Source: RefSeq, a predicted model, not a curated record